Molecule: messenger RNA, 2587 nt
Organism: Hypanus sabinus (Atlantic stingray)
Lineage: Eukaryota; Metazoa; Chordata; Chondrichthyes; Myliobatiformes; Dasyatidae
Gene: phlda1
Product: pleckstrin homology-like domain, family A, member 1
Exons: 2
Coding region: 145-576 (143 amino acids)
Biological process (GO): positive regulation of apoptotic process
Molecular function (GO): phosphatidylinositol phosphate binding
Source: RefSeq, a predicted model, not a curated record
AGAGAGCGCCGGACAGGGAGCGUGGUCCGGGCAGGGAGCGGGAGCGAGGAGCGAGGGUGCCGCAGAGAGCGGCAGAGGCAGAAGAGGGGAUCCCUGCAGCAGACGGAGCCCAGUGCGUUCCCCUUCUCAGACCGGGUGGCCAGCAUGCUGGAGGGCAGCGGCGAGGUGAUGAAGGAAGGCGUACUACAAAAGAGGAGUGAGGGUCUGCUCCAGCUCUGGAAGAAGAAGCAUUGUGUCCUAACCGAGGAGGGGCUUCUGCUGCUCCGUCCCCGGCAAUACCUGGAGGUGUCCCGGCACCAGAGCGGCGUCAGCGGCAGCGGGGCCAAGCAGCUCCGCUUCGGCGACAUGAAGACGGUGGACUGCGUGGAGAGGAAGGGCAAGUACGUGUACUUCACAGUAGUGAUGGCCGACCGGAGGGAGCUAGACUUUCGGUGCCCGCAGGACGCGGGCUGGAACGCCCUUAUCACCCUGGGCAUGGUGCAGUACCAGAACCGGCGGGCCAUGGAAGCCGUGCAGUCCAGCCGACAGAAGCUGGCUCAACGGGGCAUCGGCGUGGGCAUCCACAACGCGGCGUGAUGCCUCUCACCCCGGCCCUGCAGAGGUUCGAAAAACACUACGCUGUAAUCUAGCAUACAGGAGUGAAAAAUGGAAAGCAAAAUCUCUGUCCAUUGCAAAUAUCUGAAUAGCUUAUUAGAUGCUGGAGUGUCUUAAACUAUAAACUCAGCAGAAUGAAUCAACAUGGAACAUUCAAUCAGUAUUCUCCAGGAAGAAGAUUUAAUGAAUUUCAUUAUUGGACAGCGUGAUGCGGACAUUUUUUCAUUAUUUAUAACCUAUUGUUUAUAUAUCCUGGAACGGCCAGUGAUACAAGAUAUGUAAUUGUAAAUUAUUGCUGCCUUUGAUUCUCCUAAUUUAUGAUGUUUUAAUUUAGUGCCUGAUGUUUUUGAAUGUAUGGGUUUUGUUAAAAUGGAGCCAGAGGACUUGGAGCAGAGGCGGAUUAAAGUUAAUAGCCUCUUUAUUCUGUGACAGUGCAUAGAAAGAAAGGGUUUAUAUUCUCUGGUUUAGAAGAACAAGCAGUGAUCUCAUUGUCAGGGCAUCUAAGAAUUUUAUAUGAUUCAUAGCAAAUGUCAAAAGGCUGUUUUCCCUGGUUGGUGAGUUUAGAAAUAGAGGUCAUCAUCGCAAGAUAAAGGGAUUGUGUGAAAUUCCUUCAUUCAGAGGAUUGUGACAUUUUUUGGGUUUUAUUGCCCUUUAAUGGAGUAACUCAGGGGGCUUUUCAGAGGGCAGGUUUUUGAAAUACAGAAACCCAGCAAGCUGUGAUCAAAACAGGGAAUUUGGGUAUUGGAUGGCAAAGGGGAGUUAAGUUAGAGGAUUAGCUUGAUUGUGUUAAAUGAAUUGAGUGUUAUCUCAUCUCCAAGAUAGAAACUUAGAUUUUAGCCAUUGUCCAGCUAUAGACUCUAAAUGUGUAAGAUUGUGGAGCUGCCAGGUUAUUUCCAAGUCAUGUAUAUAGCUCUCACAAUUUAUGAUCAAGUUCAAUGGAAGUUAUUUUCAAAAGCAGAAUGCUGCAAAUCCUGGAAACUUAAAACAGGAAAGAAAUAGCAGGUAAUACUCAGCAGACCGGGCAGCAUCUGUAGAGGCAGAAAAAGAGAUGAGGUUUUUCAUCAGUUAUUUUUAUUAUGGGCUCUUAAGCAUUCCAUGAGUUGUUAAACUGCUUUCAACUAUAAAGGGAAUAUACAGUUGUUAUUUAGUUAUGUUUAAUAUCCGUACUGGGAAUUUGUUUUGUUCACAAAUGAAGGAAUGUUCAGCCAUAUCGUUUUAUACUAUGGCCUUUCUGCUUUAUGAAGUGCAGUUAUUACCACAUGAAUGCAGCAGUAUUGUGUAAAAGAAUUUUGCAUACUAUAAAAAGAUAGUAAAGUUAUGUAACGUGAUUUUGUCCUUCAUAAUCAUAGCAUACCACUAAGUCGUCCACAGAUUUUUAGGGUAAUUAUCUGAUGCUUAUUUUACACUGCUCUGGGUGGGUUGGAUUUAUCUUAAUGCUGUAAUUUAGUAGGAUUCUUAAUAAGAAAGUAGUGCAGAUUCAAUUCACAUGAGAUGGCAUUCAAUUAAGCAUUGAAAUGCAUGGACAGUCUGGUUGCAUGGUAUUUUUUUCUAGGUCUCUUGAGCAUAUUAUAUAAAACCGGAAUGCUAAAAGAUAAUACUGUUCAUGACUUUAUCUCAGUGUAGUCUGGAAACAUUAUAUUAUAGCAUCUAGGUUUUGCAUCUUCCAUGCAGAUUUAUGCCGCUCUUGGGAUUGACAGAUAUUACAGAACAGGUACUUUAUUCAUCUACAAGGAUGUGGGAUUUACCACCGUUCUUAUUUACUCUCCUUGAAUUGGGUACUAGCCUCUGGCAUCCAGCAGUUAAGAGUCCACCAUUUCGUUGUGGCAGGUAAGAUGAUGGGUUUUUACCCCCUAAAAGACAACAGUGAACUAGAUAGUGGUUAUCCAGUGGUUUGAUUGAUAUUAUUUUAAUUUCUAUUUAACUAAAUUUAAAUGCCACAGUUGAACAUUUCUGUUCAAAUCAUUCAGUCAGAUCUAUGGAUUACUGCUCCAAU